Molecule: messenger RNA, 1561 nt
Organism: Punica granatum (pomegranate)
Lineage: Eukaryota; Viridiplantae; Streptophyta; Magnoliopsida; Myrtales; Lythraceae
Source: RefSeq, a predicted model, not a curated record
ACUCAGAUGAAUCUCAUCCAGUAGGCGAAGAAUAAACAUACCCUGAAGAAAACGAAGAAAAAACCCCACAAAACCACUGCGCCCCUGACAAUAUCCAAACCCACGUCCUUUCCCGCUCAUCACUCUCAUGCCUGCGCGCGCGCGCACACAUAUAUAUAUAUAUAUAUAUGCAUAUAUCUAUAUAUGUCCCGUGCUCUUUACAUUUCAGUUGCAUUCAUAAUAUAAUUCUCCCACACACUGCCUUCUCCGCGAUCGGAUUUCGGAGCUGCCACGCUUAAGAGAUCAUGAUAAAGAUAAAUUAGUAGCAAAGAUAUACCGCGAUGCGGAUGAGCUGCAAUGGAUGCCGGGUCCUCCGGAAGGGCUGCGGCGACGGCUGCCCCAUCAGGCCCUGCCUCCGCUGGAUCAAGACCUCCCAGUCUCAGGCCAACGCCACCAUCUUCCUGGCCAAGUUCUACGGCCGUGCCGGCCUCAUCAACCUCCUCAAUGCCGGCCCCGAUCCCCUCCGCCAUGAUGUCUUUAAAUCUCUGCUAUAUGAAGCUUGCGGGCGGAUAAUUAACCCGAUUUACGGCUCGACCGGGCUGCUAUGGACCGGCAGCUGGCAGCUCUGCCAGGACGCCGUGGAAUCCGUCCUCAAUGGUGUUCCCAUCACCAGGAUCCCCGACGACUCGGCCCUCGCAGGUUCGGGUCCGCCUCUCCAGGCUUGCGACAUCCGCCACGUGUCCAAGCCUAACAAGGGCUCCUCCAUCCGCCUCCACAGGGUCAGGUCCCGGGGAGGGUUCAAGCGCCGUCCCGCCACCAAGCUGGCACAAGCCGAAUCUGUGAGCCGUGAAUCUGAACUGAGCCAGGGUCCCAUCCGGUGCUCCGAGAGCGACGCAGUAUCGGCGGAGACCGAGGAGGCCUCCACGUCACAGCUUGAUGAGCGAGCGCCAGCAAUGGAGGACGGUCUCGAGCUGGAGCUCGAGCUGACCCUCGGGUUUGAUCGGACGGCUAAGAGAGCGUGUUCGGAGGGGAAGAGAACAUCUGGCGAUGGUUCCGAAGCCGAAAAAUGUCAGCUGCGAGUGGGUUUGUGACGAUUGGGAGUGAGUCGAGCCCCCUCAUCCAAUUACUUUGCGGCGGCUCGAUGGACAUGUGUUGACAACAACCUUAAUCCUCCUUUUUUUGGUUUUAUAUAUGUAUCUUCUCACUUUCUUUUUUUUAUGUAAAAUAUUUUUUUCGAGACCAAGUCAUGUCUCCAAUCAUGGACGGAAUAAGGAUUUUCAUUCAUGGGACAAAAAUAUUACUUGAUAUAAAUAGUACAUAAAUAUUAUUUUUUAGAGGGUAAAAUAUUAAUUUUACUUAAAAAAAUUUAUAAAUAAACAUAUUUUUGGAGUUAAAUUUUAAAAAAUUCAAAGUUUAGGGGUAAUUGCCCCCUGCCAAUACAUUGGCUCUGCUCCUGUCUCUGAUUUAUAUGUUCUUUAACUUUUAGUCCACUAGCGUUUGUGGGUUGGUUCGUUUUGUUUCGGUCUCUUAACCUGUACAAAUUGUUGAAGAGGUAACGGAAAAUUGUAUAUCGGUGAAGUUA